AAGAUCCCUGCUAAAGAAGCCAAUAAUGAAAUUCCACGUAGCCUAAACGAUUACUCUCGUGUGUACGCCACGUACUACGAUUGUCUAGUUUUCUGGUGCUUCAAUUACCGUGGCUUCUGGGGUUUAGCGAGAGAGCUAGAGCUCUCUCAACAAUGGCUUCUCCAUCACCAUGGAGCUGGUCGAGGAAGGCUAUAAACAGCCAUCAUUCCACCAUAUUUUGUUUCCCUCUAUAUCACUGUAGAACUCGUCUAACCACGUUCACCUCCUUCGACUCUUCUUCGUCGUCGUCUUCUUCUUCCUGUUCUUCUUCUUUUUGGUCUUGUACUCCUACUCCUAACUCUACGAAGAGGCUCAAGCAAUCUGUAAACCUUGUGAGGUCGCCUGAUAAAGCUCUGCCACUUCUAAGAGACCAGGAUUUUUCGAGUUCUAAAUCUAUCGCCUUAGAAGUUAAUUCAGAGAAUGUAGUUUCUUCUAGUCCAAUUCGAUCCCGAUAUAAACGAAAGUUAAGUUUCAAAUCAUUGUUCGGAAGGCGAUCGUUGUGGCGGAGGAUCUUUUUCGCUUCGAGAAAAGUCAGGAGCAUCAUUUUGCUCAAUGUUCUCACUAUUAUUUACGCUAGUAAUAUUCCAGUUGUGAAAGAGGUUGAAGCGAUAACAGACCCAGCGCUAUUCACUGUUGUGCGUUUCGCUGUGUCAGCCAUUCCAUUUAUACCAUUUGUAUUCCAAGCACGGGGUGAUGCUCGGACCCGUAAUGCAGGGAUCGAGCUCGGUUUAUGGGUCAGUUUAGGAUACCUUAUGCAGGCACUUGGACUGCUUACAUCUGAUGCUGGACGGGCAUCAUUUAUUUCUGCAUUAACUGUAAUUGUGGUUCCCUUUCUGGAUGGUUUGCUAGGAGCAACGGUGUCUUCGCGUACCUGGUUAGGAGCUUUCAUGUCUAUCUUAGGAGUUGCUAUGCUGGAAUCCAGUGGAUCUCCUCCCAGUGUUGGAGAUCUGUUGAACUUCUUUAGUGCUGUUUUUUUUGGUGUCCAUAUGCUUAGAACCGAGCAUAUUUCAAGAAGUACAAAUAAAGAAAACUUCUUACCGCUCAUUGGAUAUGAGGUAUCCGUUAUUGCUCUUUUAUCAACAGUGUGGUAUGUCAUUGGAGGCUGUUUUGGCACCACCCAAGUUUGCAUUCCAUCAACUUGGACAUGGACAAUGUUUUGGAACUGGAUGUGUACAUUUCCAUGGAUACCGGUGCUUUACACAGGCAUAUUCUCGACUGGAUUAUGCUUGUGGAUUGAGAUGGCCGCCAUGCAGGAUGUAUCAGCCACAGAAACUGCAAUAAUUUAUGGGAUGGAGCCAGUCUGGGGUGCUGGUUUUGCAUGGUUUCUCCUUGGUGAAAGGUGGGGCACAGCUGGAUGGAUUGGGGCUCCUCUCGUGAUUGUUGGAAGCUUAAUGGUGCAGAUAUUUGGAUCUUCAACUCCUACAAAAUCCAGAAAAGACGAAGAGAGCAGUCAGAAAGGAGAUUAUCCAUCUGUUUCUGAUAAGAAAAAUGAUUUGUCCACGUCUAACGUUCAUGUCAGCCCUAGAAAAGAUGUUCUUGAUAUACCUGAUGAAUUGUAAUUAUUCUCCUUCCUCUUUUUUUUUUUUUAACUACACCACCCUUACCCACCGGGCGCAGUCUCGCCCUAGUUAGUAUGCAAUAAAUGAUUUUAUUGACAGUCAGUCAAAUGUGGCUUUGAGGCUGUCCACCUAUUCAUGUAUAGUUAUGCAUAUCGCAUGAAUGUACGUCUAGUAAUGUAAAAUUGGAAGGGUUUGGUACUAACCGGUUAUCUCUACUACAUUUUUUAGAAAAGAAUUCUCUAAUAUUGGUGGAAGCCCAUGCUUGAUGUUUGAUUAUGAUUUAUAAUUGAUUAAAAUUUCUUUGGUGGAA
Messenger RNA from Malania oleifera, 1908 nucleotides. RefSeq lists its product as uncharacterized. Gene Ontology annotation, cellular component: membrane. The coding region runs from base 153 to 1598 and encodes 481 amino acids. The transcript has 7 exons. The record is from RefSeq and is a predicted model, not a curated record. Lineage: Eukaryota; Viridiplantae; Streptophyta; Magnoliopsida; Santalales; Ximeniaceae.